UGAGCACUCCUCAUUUUUAGCCUAUCUGUGCCGUCCAGCCUCCAGCGACGUCACACGUCGCGCGGCGCAGGGAAGUCCGUCACCGUCGCUAACUGCUGUUGGACCUGCAUUAGCUUUCGAGGUUCUGAUCGGUUCCAUUUUUUUUAUUGUUUGUAUUUAAUUUCAGUCUCUUGACGACGCUCUUUAAGAUAUAUAUAUCGACAAAUAAYCACGGUGUGGAUUUUAGUUGUCUUCAUACAGCUGCUGAAAGCGCCGAGUAAAGCGAAAGUUAAGGGUCGGAAAAUGAGUGUGGAGGCGUACGGGCCGAGCUCCCAAACCCUCACCUUCUUGGACACCGAGGAAGCCGAGCUGCUCGGAGCGGACACCCAGGGCUCCGAGUACGACUUCACCGACUUCACGCUUCCUAGUCAAACCCAAACUCAAGGCCAGACACAGAGCCAGCUGGACAGCCAGGUGAAUGGUCCAGAUGAAGGUCUUCACAACGGAGGAGUGGAUGACCCCGUGGCCAAAACCAGCCAGUUGUUGGGCGAACUGAACUUCGAGGAGGAUGAAGAAGACACGUAUUACACCAAAGACCUUCCUGUACACGCAUGCAGCUACUGUGGUAUCCAUGACCCGGCAUGUGUGGUGUACUGUAACACCAGCAAGAAGUGGUUCUGUAAUGGCCGUGGCAACACAUCUGGCAGCCACAUUGUGAACCACAUGGUGAGGGCCAAAUGCAAAGAGGUGACACUGCAUAAAGAUGGACCGCUCGGUGAAACUGUGCUGGAGUGCUACAACUGUGGAUGUCGCAACGUGUUCCUCCUGGGCUUCAUCCCYGCUAAAGCUGAUUCUGUGGUGGUGCUGCUUUGCAGGCAGCCGUGUGCCAGCCAGAGCAGCCUGAAGGACAUCAACUGGGACAGCUCGCAGUGGCAGCCACUCAUCCAGGAUCGCUGCUUUUUGUCCUGGCUGGUGAAGAUCCCAUCAGAGCAAGAGCAGCUGCGAGCUCGUCAGAUCACUGCCCAGCAGAUCAAUAAGCUYGAGGAACUCUGGAAGGACAAUCCCAGCGCUACCCUGGAAGACCUGGAGAAACCUGGCGUGGACGAGGAGCCCCAGCACGUGCUGCUGCGCUACGAGGAUGCUUAUCAGUACCAAAACAUUUUUGGGCCAUUGGUCAAACUGGAGGCUGACUAUGACAAAAAGCUUAAAGAGUCACAGACUCAAGACAACAUAACAGUCAGGUGGGACCUGGGCCUGAACAAAAAGCGGAUUGCCUAUUUCACUCUGCCCAAGACGGAUUCAGGUGAUAUGCGUCUGAUGCAGGGUGAUGAAAUCUGCCUGCGCUACAAGGGAGACUUGGCUCCACUGUGGAAGGGCAUUGGUCACGUCAUCAAAGUACCAGACAACUACGGGGAUGAAAUUGCUAUAGAGUUGCGGAGCAGCGUGGGAGCACCCGUGGAAAUCCCUCACAACUUCCAGGUGGACUUUGUUUGGAAYUCCACUUCUUUUGACAGGAUGCAGAGCGCCCUGAAAACUUUUGCUGUCGAUGAGACCUCCGUGUCCGGCUACAUUUACCACAAACUUCUGGGCCACGAGGUCGAGGACGUCACCAUCAAGUGCCAGCUGCCAAAGCGCUUCACUGCCCCGGGUCUGCCUGACCUUAAUCACUCACAGGUGUACGCUGUAAAAACUGUGCUGCAGAGGCCCCUCAGUCUGAUCCAGGGUCCUCCUGGCACCGGGAAGACCGUCACRUCAGCUACAAUCGUUUAUCACCUGUCCCGACAGGGCAAUGGGCCAGUUCUGGUGUGUGCUCCCAGUAACAUAGCUGUGGACCAGUUGACUGAGAAGAUUGACAAGACCGGCCUGAAGGUAGUCAGGCUGUGCGCCAAGAGCCGCGAAGCCAUCGAGUCACCGGUGUCUUUUCUGGCUCUGCACAACCAGAUCAGCAACAUGGACAGUAUGCCGGAGCUUCAGAAGCUGCAGCAGCUGAAGGACGAGACCGGCGAGCUGUCCUCUGCUGACGAGAAACGCUACAGGGCUUUGAAGCGCACUGCUGAGAGGGAGCUGCUCAUGAACGCCGAUGUGAUUUGCUGCACCUGUGUUGGAGCUGGAGAUCCCCGUCUGGCCAAGAUGCAGUUUCGUUCCAUCCUGAUUGACGAGAGCACCCAGGCCACUGAGCCUGAGUGUAUGGUGCCGGUGGUUCUGGGGGCGAAACAGCUUAUUCUUGUUGGCGACCACUGCCAGCUCGGACCCGUGGUGAUGUGUAAGAAGGCAGCCAAGGCGGGUCUGUCUCAGUCUCUGUUUGAACGGCUGGUGGUCCUGGGAAUCCGGCCAAUCCGCCUGCAGGUCCAGUACCGCAUGCACCCGGCUCUCAGUGCCUUCCCCUCCAACAUCUUCUACGAGGGCUCCCUGCAGAACGGUGUCACCGCAGCUGAUCGCAUCAAGAAAGGCUUCGACUUCCAGUGGCCUCAGCCUGAUAAGCCCAUGUUCUUCUAUGUGACUCAGGGUCAAGAGGAAAUUGCCAGUUCUGGAACUUCGUACCUCAACAGGACUGAGGCUGCCAACGUGGAGAAAAUCACCACCAGGUUGCUGAAAGCAGGAGCCAAACCUGAUCAGAUCGGCAUCAUCACCCCGUAUGAGGGUCAGCGCUCCUACCUGGUCCAGUACAUGCAGUUCAGUGGCUCGCUUCACACCAAACUCUACCAGCAAGUAGAAAUCGCCAGCGUGGACGCCUUCCAGGGCAGAGAGAAGGACUUCAUCAUCCUGUCUUGUGUCCGCGCCAACGAGCACCAGGGCAUCGGCUUCCUGAACGACCCUCGUCGUCUCAACGUGGCGCUGACCAGAGCCAAGUAUGGGGUGAUCAUCGUGGGGAACCCCAAAGCCCUCUCCAAGCAGCCGCUGUGGAACAACCUGCUGAACUACUACAAGGAGCAGAAGGUCCUCGUGGAGGGACCCCUCAACAACCUGCGGGAGAGCCUCAUGCAGUUCAGCAAGCCCCGCAAACUGGUCAACACCAUCAACCCRGGGGGGCGCUUCAUGAGUACUGCCAUGUACGAUGCCCGUGAGGCUCUCAUCCCUGGCUCAGCGUAUGACCGCAGCAGUACUGCUGGACGUCCAUCCAACAUGUACUUCCAAACACACGACCAGAUCGGGAUGAUCGGAGCCGGUCCUGGUCACAUGGCUGCCAUGAAUAUCCCUUUGCCCUUCAACCUGGUGAUGCCCCCGGUGCCUCCACCCAGCUACUUGGGUCAGACCAACGGUCCUGCCGCAGGCCGUGGUGCGAUGAAGGGGAAACCAGGGCGUGGCGGGAGACAGAGGGUCCGUGGUUCCGGAAACCAGGGCGCCAGUCAGGGCAAUGGACCAAACAGCCAGGCCAGCCAGGACGGGGCCUCCCAGCCCUUCUCUCAGGGGCCACUGACUCAGGGCUACAUCUCCAUGAGUCAGCCCUCUCAGAUGAGCCAGCCUGGCCUCUCUCAGCCAGAGCUGUCCCAGGACAGCUAUCUCGGCGACGAGUUCAAGUCCCAAAUCGACGUGGCUUUGUCCCAGGACUCCACAUACCAGGGUGAACGUGCGUACCAGCAUGGCGGGGUGACCGGACUGUCACAGUACUAAAGUGUUGCCUGAAAGAAGGGAGCUAGGCUUGAGCUGAGCUUAGUUCGUCAGCUUUUUAAAUCUGGGAAAUAAUAAAAACAUAAAAUGGAUACCUGUUUUCCUCUGCUACAUCCGAAGCACCACCAAGUGAAAGCGACGGGAUAGCGAAACCAAACCAACGACCAGCGAGAGAAAAAGGAGUGUAGAAGAAGCGGAGGAGGAGCGCACUGACAGAUGGGCAGGGAGAUGGAAAGAGGCCGCGUGAACAAGCGAGAGGCAGGAACCGAUGCCCGUGCAUAGUGAAGGAGGUAAAGUCGAGAAAGUGGCGGCGUCUGGUCAGGCUGCUGAGGGAAACAGAGGAGAGAUCAACAGUCUCUCACGAGAAUCCAAAAGAGGUUCAGCCCCCCCUUCCCCAAACAACCCACCCAACACCUUCACAUCCACGGCUUCUGGGAACGCUCCAGUUAAGGAUCGAAGCUUCCCAAGUUGGAAUUUGAAGAACUCAUUCUCCAAAUCUGGACAGAUGUGGUAGCAGAAAGCUUUCAAGACAGGCAGCACACACAUAAAAUACAUCCCCCAUGCUGGAAAGUUGGUUGUUCAUCAACUUGUAUUUCCCAGACUCUUAAAAUUCGGUUCAUCGCAGGAGGAUAUUCUUCUAGUGGGCCCGAACGCCUCGGCAGCCUCUGAAGGAAGCAGCAGUGGACACGCCCUCUCAGAGAGGAAAUAAAAGCACUGGUCUCUGUGCUCGAGUCUGAUGUUGAAAUACCUUUCAUUUGCCUUGAGAACUGCCGGCUCCUUCACAAGGUCUUUAAUGGGAUGGUUUCAACCGCACGUCAGCCGUGGAACUGACGCGUGGAUUUCAGACUGUUUUUUCCUAGCAUAAAUCCCACGCGAAACCCACCAAUGUCGUGGUCGUGAUGGGACGGUUUUUUCUUCUCUGAAUACCUUUCUUACCACAGAGCACAAAAUUGCAAAAAAAUAAAAAAUAAUAAUAAUUAAAAAAAACUCAACAAAAAAAAGUCAGUGAAACGAUCAAACUUGACCAGCAUUGAAUAUUCAGCUUGGUGUCAUUUGAAGUUUCAGCUAAGGCUUUUUUUUUAUGUAAUCUCAUGAAAGCAGGGGUUGUCGUUUGCUGUGAUUCAUGACCAGAUGACCGAUUUUUUUUCUUUUCUUUUUUCUUUAAGAAACACUCUGUGUACGCUUAGAUUGGCAAAUGCUUGAAUGCUUUGCGUUGAGUGAUUCCUCAGGGGAUUGUGGACGAUCCACACCCAUCUAACAAAUCCCUGCUUGAGGUGGUCGAAGGUAACUAAAGAGGCGGGACAAAAAAAGUCAGUAGACGAGGCCGACAGGAUGUCGAGGCAAUCAAUCCACACAGAAGUAGAAAAGGAAGGUGGCUGAGGAAGAGAGGGAAAGAAGUUGAAUUAACAAGCAAAUCUGUGGCCUUUGAACUUUACAUCCAAACAGAAGUAUGCUUAAGUUGGAUAUUUGUACCAAGACCAGUCAGGAAAAUUGUAUUCAAAGUGUUACUCCAAAUGGGAAAAAGAAAAAUCACCACAGCCCGAAAGACCCUUUUUGGUUCCUGUGUGGAUUAGAAAACCGAUCAGACGGUGGCGAGAUGAGCGAGAACCAAGAAUCGGUGCCUAAAACCGUUCAACCUUCAGAUCAGACGGCUGCAGCGCAGCUGUGAAUGUAGUCGAGUCAUACUACCAGCAAAUAAUUCUUUUAAGCAACAAGAGGGCUGAAGAAACCCACAGAAAAAAAGGACUUUGUUUUAUCUAUUUAAUUAAAAAAAACUGGGCCGUGUGAUGAUUCCAUCAUUCAGUUUAAGAGUCGGGGUUGUUUGUGACAAAAAGCCACCUUCCUUCUCUGUGGAGUGAAGACAGGCUGGUAGAUUUUAUUUUACCUUCAGUGGAUGUUUGAUUUGUGCAAAGCUGUUUUGCCUGCUUUAUGUAUUUUUCUUUCUCUUUUUUUUUAGAUUUCCUCUUAAAAUGUUAAACCUUUCCCUAGAAUUGUGUGAACCUGAACUGAGUAGAUGUAGAUUUUUGCAGAUGCUAAAUGAUUUGCUGCUUUUGUGCUUCAUGUUCAGUUGAGUGUUUUGUGUAGGUUUACUAAAACUCGUCGUUUGUAGCAAACACGCCGCCGGCAGCGGGAACGAGGCCAAGGCCCUUUCCUGCCGUCACCAGGACUUCGGCGUUUCCCCUCAAACUGUCCGAGCGAUCGCAGUUUUGGUAAAACUUUUUCUGAACAUGGUCAGAAUGUAGUUUCACCACCGCUCCUCAUUUCUGCAGACGUGUGACAAUCACGCUCCCAAAGUAGUCGUUCAGAAUUAUUUACUGUAGUCCUGCUUGUUGCCAUACCUUUGAGCUAUAAGUUAUUUUAACAUAUCAAUCUGCUCUGCUUAAGUCCUAAUAUGUUUAUAGCUUUAAAAAGAAAUGCUGCCCUAAUGUUUUUUUUUUUUUGUUUGUUUGUUUUCCUCCAUCAUCUGAGCCGCAAUCGACCGUGCAGUGGUCAUUUUAGAAGUGAUUCAGUUACACACCGAUUCUAUCAUAAAACAGAGGUUAAACCGAUAGACUAACUGGGGCCUCAGUAUGAUGUAAAUACAUAUUUGAAGCGUUAUCAUUUUCACAAGAUGGUGGUUCCCCUGUCAACUCAAUAAAAGUGGUGAAUUUGA
Messenger RNA from Austrofundulus limnaeus, 6241 nucleotides. It is a transcript of the gene upf1, whose product is annotated as UPF1 RNA helicase and ATPase. NCBI's taxonomy places the organism in Eukaryota, Metazoa, Chordata, Actinopteri, Cyprinodontiformes, Rivulidae. Gene Ontology annotation, molecular function: RNA helicase activity; zinc ion binding; DNA binding. The transcript has 24 exons. Gene Ontology annotation, cellular component: cytoplasm. Gene Ontology annotation, biological process: nuclear-transcribed mRNA catabolic process, nonsense-mediated decay. The record is from RefSeq and is a predicted model, not a curated record. The coding region runs from base 283 to 3591 and encodes 1102 amino acids.